This is a messenger RNA of Plectropomus leopardus (leopard coralgrouper), 2248 nucleotides long. RefSeq names its product lipase, hepatic a (gene lipca). The record is from RefSeq and is a predicted model, not a curated record. Gene Ontology annotation, molecular function: lipoprotein lipase activity; apolipoprotein binding. NCBI's taxonomy places the organism in Eukaryota, Metazoa, Chordata, Actinopteri, Perciformes, Serranidae. Gene Ontology annotation, biological process: lipid catabolic process.
CGAUCUACAUGGUCUGACUCCCAGCCAAUCAGGACAGGACCAAUAUGUUUCCCACUCUGAAAGUAAUCAGGCUCCUCUAACGGAUCUUUAAUCUACACUCACAGAUAAAACGACCGCACCAACAUUACCUGCAUUACAAGCAUCACCUGUGAGAGAAAGAAUAACCAAAGUGUGUGUGCGACAUCAUGUCUGUGGUCACAAUCUUGUGCUGUUUGCUGUUAACGUUUCACCUCACUGAGGGGAAGAAAAUCAAAGGAAACAUUACAGUGGACACAGAGCAGAGGGUAGUCCUCGGGGUGAAAGAGCCGUACAUCAGCAGUUCUGUCUUCAGCAUGUUUUCAGAGGGUGAGGAAAACUGCAAACUGGACCCUCUGCAGCUGCACACACUCACCUCCUGUGGCUUCAACAGCAGUAAUCCCCUCAUCAUCAUCACUCACGGGUGGUCGAUGGACGGUAUGAUGGAGAGCUGGGUGCUCCGCUUAGCCACAACCCUGAAGACAAAUCUAAUAGAUGUCAACGUGGUGAUUACCGACUGGCUGUCUCUGGCUCACAAUCACUACCCCAUAGCUGUACAAAGCACCCGCACUGUUGGAAAAGACAUAGCUCACCUGCUGAUGUCACUUCAGGAACACUACCAGUACCCAGUUAGAUUGGUUCAUUUGAUUGGCUAUAGUCUUGGCGCUCACAUCUCUGGAUUUGCUGGAAGCUAUCUGGAAGGCUCGGAGAAAAUCGGAAGAAUUACAGGUCUGGAUCCGGCGGGGCCGCUGUUUGAAGGCAUGUCCCCCACAGACAGACUGUCUCCUGAUGAUGCUGAAUUUGUCGAUGCCAUCCACACCUUCACUCAGCAACGUUUGGGCCUCAGUGUGGGCAUCAAGCAAGCUGUAGCACAUUAUGACUUUUACCCCAAUGGAGGAGACUUCCAACCAGGAUGUAACCUGCACAACAUUUAUGAGCACAUAAGCCAAUACGGGAUGCAAGCUUUUCAGCAGACAGUGAAAUGUGCUCAUGAGCGCUCUGUCCAUCUGUUCAUCGACUCUGUGCUGAAUAAAGACAAGCAGAGCAUGGCCUACAGGUGCAGCGACAAAAGUGCCUUUAACAAAGGUGUGUGUCUGGACUGUCGGAAGAAUCGCUGCAACACGCUCGGCUACGACAUCAAGCGGGUUCACAGUGGCAAAAGCAAGAGGCUCUACCUGAACACACGCUCUCAGAUGCCUUACAAACUCUUUCAUUACCAGUUCAGGAUCCAGAUUGUCAGCCAGAUGGAGAGGAUUGAGCCCGCCUUCACCAUCUCCCUAACUGGAACAAAGGAGGAGAGUGGAGUCCUCCCCAUCACUGUCACCGAAAAGAUUUCAGGUAAUAAGACCUAUACUUUCCUGAUCACACUGGACAGAGACUUGGGGGAUCUGAUGUUCCUCAAUUUGCACUGGGAGGGUUCAGCUCGGUGGAAGAACGUGUGGAACCGAAUGCAGAAAAUCCUUGGCUGGGGUGGCCAGCAGAGUAAAGCACAGCUGACAGUGGGCAGGAUCAGCGUCAAAGCAGGCGAGACGCAGGAGAGGACAUCUUUUUGUCCCAUGUCAGAUGAUGGAUGGCAUAUUGAAGAGUUGCAGGAUAAAGUGUUUGUGCGUUGUAAAGAAGAUAAACCAAACAAGCGCAGAAGAAAGCAACAUUAAUACACUUUAGUGGGAUCCUUGAUGUAUUCAGCUGACUGAGGGUCGAGGAUGGAAGUUCACAACAGGAUGCAACUCGUUAAACUCCUCAAAGUGAGGCAGAUUUGGGGAGUAAAUUAGAAAUCAUUACCUGAAGAUGUGCCUCUAAAUAAAAAGUGUUGAAGUUUAAGAGAAUUCUGUGAGGCUAUAGAACAACUACCAAUUUUAAACUGUAUUUACAAUUUACACAAAUAUGUUUAAGUUUAAUUAUGUGAUACAAUUGGUAAUACAAGUAUUACACGGUGUAUUUUAAGAACCUGCCCACAUUUACGUUUCUGUCCUCAUACAAAUGUUUUUCAAGUGUAUGAGGAAUUGGAAUUUUGCCAAUUCAAAUAUUAAGCGAACAGUGAACACAGAGCCGGGCGUUCAACAACCUUUUGAUGACGUUAAUUCCAAAGUAUAUUGAUAUAUUUUUUUCUGUGUGUGUCUUAUGCCACUUUUAUGCCAUUUAAAAACCUACUUUAAGUCUUGCCAAUAACAUCGUAUGAAAACAUGUUAAUCAAACUCAAACCAGAGCAAUAAAUAUGAACUCUUUCUUUUCU